Messenger RNA from Diospyros lotus (date-plum), 1629 nucleotides. RefSeq lists its product as uncharacterized. Gene Ontology annotation, biological process: cytoplasmic translational initiation. The transcript is spliced from 10 exons. NCBI's taxonomy places the organism in Eukaryota, Viridiplantae, Streptophyta, Magnoliopsida, Ericales, Ebenaceae. Gene Ontology annotation, cellular component: cytoplasm; eukaryotic translation initiation factor 3 complex. The record is from RefSeq and is a predicted model, not a curated record. The coding region runs from base 76 to 1308 and encodes 410 amino acids. Gene Ontology annotation, molecular function: translation initiation factor activity.
UUUGGCCCUGCUCGCCUCUUUCUCGCGAACGCCCUGCUCGCAGCUAGGGUUUGGAAUUUGCCGGUGCAGAUAACGAUGGCGACUAUAGUGCCUACAUCCGAGGAAGAUCCGGCGCUCUCCGUCGUCCGCUUCACCUCGGAGGUUUCCUGGGCUGAUGCCGGUCCUGAGGUCAUGGAGUCGCAGGUGAAAAGCCUAUGCCUCGAGGCUCAGGAAUGCAUUGUGAUGGGCCAGUGGUUAGAUUUGGCCUCCCUCAUGCUGACUUCCGCAGACUUGAUUUUUUCCAAAGUUCCCGAGAAAGACACUGAGUGCAUCUUCACUGUAAUUUGUAACCUUGUCACGAAACCCGAGAGUUUGGAUGAAUCACUGGAGAUGGCAAAGCUUAUAUCCACAAAAAUUACUCUACAGCCAAAUGACAGACCCGCAUUGCGCUUGAAGAUCAUGUUCAAUUUGUACAACCUACUGGAGAAUUCAUACAGCAGGUUCUUUGUUUACAUGAAAGCCCUUGAUCUGGCAGUCAAUGGGAAGGUCACUGAGCAUAUCAUACCUUCUUUCAAACAGAUGGAUAAUUUCUUGAGGGAAUGGAAUAUUGGGAUCCAGGAUCAGAGGAAACUUUAUCUUACCAUUAUUAAUAUUUUGAGAGAAAGUAAAAGCUCCGGAAAGGAUUCAUUCAAAUUCCUGACCAAGUAUCUGGCAACUUUUUCUGGUGAAGAUGCGCAUAAUAUUGCUGAAGCUAAGGAGGAAGCUAUCAACGCCAUUGUUGAAUUUGUGAAGGCACCUGACAUGUUUCAGUGUGAUUUGCUGGAUAUGCCUGCUGUAGCGCAAUUGGAGAAAGACGCUAAAUAUGCACUGAUAUAUCAGCUUCUGAAGAUCUUUCUAACACAGAGAUUGGAUGCAUACCUAGAUUUUCAUGCAGCAAACUCCACUUGGAUGAAAAGCUAUGGUCUUGUCCAUGAAGACUGUAUAGCAAAGAUGAGGUUAAUGUCACUGGCAGAUCUUGCAUCUGUUGAAUCUGGCCAAAUUUCUUAUGCAGUAAUCAAGGACACUCUACGGAUCAAUGAUGAUGAGGUUGAAUUGUGGGUAGUGAAGGCAAUCACAGCAAAAUUAAUCGACUGUAAGAUGGAUCAGUUGAAUGAAAUUGUAACUGUAAGCCGCUGCACUGAGCGCAUUUUUGGGGAACAUCAAUGGCAAGUGGUUCGAGCAAAACUAGCAACAUGGAAGGGCAACAUAGCUAAUGUCAUCAGGACCAUCCAAGCAAACAAGAUAAUAGAAGAUGGCUCUCAAGCUGUGCAAGGCUUGACGAUACGCUGAAAGAGUUGCUCUUGUAUUUGUAACUGAGUUAUGACCACAGUUUCUUUGUUUAACGAUGGGCCACUAUUUGGGCCACUGUCCAAAAAGCAGCAGCAGCAGUUGGAAUUCUCCCCUUAGUUGACUAUAUUAUAAUACUGGAAAUUUUGCAGUAGAUGAUUAGUCAUUUUUAAUCUGCUUGUGUUUUUCAUUCCGCUGAAAAAAAUCUGUUUUUAAAGAGUUGGGAGGGGCGAAUGGCCUGGCCACCCUAACUAUACGCUAUCAUGUUAGUAUUUAUUCACUAUCAGAUAUAGAUGUAUGGCCUGUUUGGUAUUGUUGUGUUAA